AAAUUACUGGAGCACUCCACUAGUUACUUUUUUUCUUUCAUAAAAAGGCUUUCCCGUUAUUCCCUUUGUUUACUACUCCAGUACCAGUAGCUAGCUAACAGGCCGGAGCCCAAUACAUGCAUAUGGACUCCUCUCCUCCGGCAAACUUAUCCGGCGACCGGGAAAAGAUAAUUCAGGAGCUGAUUCAAGGCCGUGAAUCAGCAAACAAGCUGCUCACGCUUAUCCUUGGAAAGCCGCCCUAUGGUGAUGAUAAAUCAUCAUCUGUGUCGGCCGACGAUCUCCUUAUGAAAAUCUUUGCAUCGUUCGCGGAAUCUAUAUCGGUGUUGAACCGGGGGGCCCCACUUGAGCAGGUUUUCGAUAAAAUUCCGGUAAAUACUGUCGGGAGUUUGCCUAUUGGCUUGCAGCCCGAAGAUUCCGAGGGGAGCAGCAAGAGUACAUCGGUUUUGAAACAACGGAGAGGGUGUUACAAGAGGAGAAAGACUAACCAAACAUGGACAAAAAUCACCCCAAAUUUGAUCGACGAUGGCCAUGCGUGGAGAAAGUAUGGACAGAAAGUUAUCCUCAAUACCAAACAUCCAAGGAACUACUAUAGGUGCACUCACAAGUUUGAUCAAGGUUGCCAAGCAACCAAACAGGUUCAAAGUACCGAGGAGGACCCACCAAUGUUCCGGACCACAUACAACGGCAGUCACACUUGUCAAAAUCUACUUAAACCUCCUCAAAUAAUCCUGGAUUCCACUAUCCCUGGGGACAGCUCUAAUUCAGUUUUCCUUAGCUUUGGUUCAACCAACUAUCCAGGCACCAACUUGAACCAUGAAACCUAUUACCCAACCUUCCCUUUGGUAAAACAGGAAUAUUCUCCUAACCAAGAGCUGAAGCCUAGUUUCGACCACAACAAAUCAACGUUGGCUAAUCCUUUAUUGACGUUUGAUUCAUCUGAGCCUAUGCUAACGUUGUCAUCAGGGUCUGAUCACGGUGAUAUGAUCUCUUCUUCCGGAGCUUACUCAUGUACGGCUAGCACACAUGAUGAUAGUCAUCAUAGCUUUGACCUGGAUGUGUUUGGGGCUGUUGGUGAUAUUGAUGUCUCUGAGUUUGGAUUUUGUUAAUUAGUCCUACGUGUAUGCUGUUGUAUAAGAAUUUUCUCUUUUUUUCUUACUUCCUAAACUUGAUGUAUAGAAGUAUGUAUCAUUUAACAUGUAUAUGUUUUUUCCUCGA
Molecule: messenger RNA, 1215 nt
Organism: Rhododendron vialii
Lineage: Eukaryota; Viridiplantae; Streptophyta; Magnoliopsida; Ericales; Ericaceae
Product: WRKY DNA-binding transcription factor 70-like
Exons: 3
Coding region: 117-1106 (329 amino acids)
Biological process (GO): regulation of DNA-templated transcription
Molecular function (GO): DNA-binding transcription factor activity; sequence-specific DNA binding
Source: RefSeq, a predicted model, not a curated record